This is a messenger RNA of Paramecium pentaurelia, 918 nucleotides long. Lineage: Eukaryota; Ciliophora; Oligohymenophorea; Peniculida; Parameciidae. The record is from the annotation of a GenBank genome assembly.
AUGAGUUAACAUAGUUUUGUAAUUGCUAAUGCGUAAGAAGAAAUGAUUUAAAAAAGAGUCAAAUCUCUUAAAUUUCAACUAAAGGCUCUUGGCUAGAAGAACACUAUUCUACAUUAAAAAAUAAAGGACGUUAACAGAGUAAACUUAGACCAUUCUAAAUCACCAGUUUCUUAAUUGCAAGAGAAUUUACACUUUGAUAGAAGAUAAGUCAUUGAACUUUUCAAACCAAUAAUUGCCAAAGAAGCAAUCUACAUUAGAAAUGAGAAAUACAAGACAGAACAAUUCAUGAUGCAAUCAAAGAUGAAUGAAAUUUAACAGAAAAAAAUUAAGGCCCGAUAAAUUGAAUAAUUCGAUGCUGACGCAAUCAGAAGAGUAGCAGAGUUUAAAGAGAAAAAAGUUAUUGAAAUUCGUUAAAGAAACAUUGCAGAAAUAGAAAUCAACAAGUCAACAGUUCAGAAAAAGCUUGAACAUAUCUCAAUUUUGGAGAAUGAAGAGAAGGAAUUAAUGAACAUGAUCUAACAGUAUUUUUUAUUUCAUAAAUUUAGAGCUAAACUAAAUACUACUUAAUUGAAGUAGAGAUUCAAUAGAGCCAUAACAUAAACAGAUGAAAGCUCCGUGUUACCCAAUAUAAGAAAAUUCAGUUGUAAUUAGAGAUUCGAAUCACCAUUUAAAAAUCGAACACCUAAUCAUUAUUCAGAUAAGUUUUUGGAUCAUGGUAAUACAAGUAAUAAGAAACAUUCAUAAUACUUUCUCUGUAGAAGAUAAUCAAAAUCCACCAAUAAAUUAAUUAACACCGAUAAUUAUGAGACAAGUGGUACUCCCAAAUGGGCAAUUAAUUAUACAUAAUAUUACAAUAUAAGUAAUAAGGAAAAUUUGGAAAUUAAAGAGGAUUUUUAAGAAUAAUCAACAUAAUAGUGA